This is a messenger RNA of Symbiodinium sp. CCMP2456, 350 nucleotides long. NCBI's taxonomy places the organism in Eukaryota, Dinophyceae, Suessiales, Symbiodiniaceae. The record is from the annotation of a GenBank genome assembly.
AUGGAUGCCACCUCCGAAAGCUGCCAGGGCCAUCAGAAGGAGAUCCAUGGGUGCAACCUGGGCCGCUGCGACGACGGCGUGGCCGUGGCAGACUGCGUCUGGUCGGAGUGGUCGAAAUGGGAGGAAUGUGGCUGCGACGGUGUCCAAAGACGGCACCGCGAGAUCGUUGCCGCCAACAGGAAUGGCGGCGCUGCAUGCGCAGGGCCGCAGAAGCAGCUGCGUCCCUGCAAUGGUCCCUGCGGAAGGCAGGGUGGCGCGGAGGAUUGUAAGAUGACGCCCUGGGAACCCUGGUCUGACUGUACGAAGACUUGUGCAGGAGGCCAGCAGUACCGAACGCGGGUGAUCAUCCG